This is a messenger RNA of Punctularia strigosozonata HHB-11173 SS5, 765 nucleotides long. RefSeq lists its product as uncharacterized. The transcript has a single exon. The coding region runs from base 270 to 428 and encodes 52 amino acids. The record is from RefSeq and is a predicted model, not a curated record. Lineage: Eukaryota; Fungi; Basidiomycota; Agaricomycetes; Corticiales; Punctulariaceae.
CGCGCGCCCGCGCAGAUCACAUCCGUUGUCUGAUCCCGCCUGACCAGCAUCCCGGAUCUGCCGACGUCACCAACCCGGGAACCCUAUCCUCGUACACGUUCUCAGAGAGUAGUCCCGCCCAGACAGGUAUCACAGACUGCCCGGACUAAUCAGGUCAUGGUCACUCUAUCAACAUCCGACGAAGAUCGUUGCAUCGCCCGGCUGAGCUACAGUCUGCUGUUGCACAGCUCAGGCUAGGACGCGCUCGAAGGAGACGGAAGCAGCGAACAAUGGCCCGAGAAGACACGGGCGACGAGCGAGUAUGGCUUUGCACGGACCUGCAAAGCUGCACCGCGAGUCCGCGACAGCAGCAGCAAAUGGCACCAUGGCACCAACUUGGCCGAACCUUCGGACGAAACACGCAGAAGGAAAAAUUGACUGAACCGUGAUCCCACCGCCCGCAGACCACACCCCUUCGACCCGCAAAAGGCGACACCCGCCCAACAAACUCAUUCUCCUCUUCCCUUUGGGGCAUCUCGAUAGCCCAAAGCCCUCUUGCCGCGAGGCCAAGCUCCGGCAUCCGCGCGGUUUUUUUUAUUGCUAGCCCGAUUGACAGCCCAACGCCCCGACCUGCUCGACGGGUCUGGCCUUUCGACAAUCGUCGGCUCCUCCACGGAGCUCGGGGUAUACAGCUAAGCUGCAGCAAGCACGCGAUACCGCCAUGAUCUUCCCUCCACGGGGUUCGCUCUCCCUCGACCGUCCUCCCACCCAGCUUCCAACAAAAAA